Messenger RNA from Salvia splendens (bonfire salvia), 3893 nucleotides. RefSeq lists its product as uncharacterized. The transcript is spliced from 3 exons. Lineage: Eukaryota; Viridiplantae; Streptophyta; Magnoliopsida; Lamiales; Lamiaceae. The coding region runs from base 3099 to 3653 and encodes 184 amino acids. The record is from RefSeq and is a predicted model, not a curated record.
AAAAUGAAGACCGUAAAACACAAACAAAAAUUAAAAUUAAAAUUUUAAAUGUGGGCUGAAAUUUGGACCGAUUCAUAGGUAUCUUCCCAAAACUCUCAAUGUUCUGGUCUGCGAGGAUGACGAUGAGGCUCUUGAGGACGAGGAGUUCGAGGAGCCUGCUCAGGAAGUUGAGCUGCAACUCUUUGAAUUAUCGUUGAAUGGUCUGGACACGUCAAAAACUAUGAAGCUAUUUGGAGAAAUUGGUUCGCAUAGAAUCAAAGUCAUGGUGGAUAGUGGCGCUAGCCACUGUUUUGUUUCAGAGCAAUUGGCACAACAGCUCCAGUUACCGAUCACGCAUACUAAGCCUUAUUCAGUAAUAUUGGGAGAUGGAACGUCACGUCGUGCAGCGGGGCUCUGCCAGAAGGUGCCUUUGGUUUUGGAGAAGGAGAGCUUUGCGGUGUCAUGCUAUGUAUUUCCUCUCCGCAACAUCUACGUGAUACAGGGGGUAUCAUGGCUCGAGAUCCUCGGGUAUGUCUUGGCCAAUUGGCAGCAUUCCUCUAUGGAUUUCUCGGUCGAUGGUCGUCCUGUCUCAAUCAAAGGCGACCUGACCCUCAUGAGGCGCGUGCGCUCAACACAAGACCUGCUCUCCCUGAAAGAAGGGGACUGCUGUUGGUUCCUUCGAUCGGUGGAAAAUGAGUCAGCUCUGGUUUCUUUUGGCAUCGGCACGGACCCAUCGCAAGCAGCACAGUCCCAGCUGCUACAACUUGUGGCUGAUUUCCCAUCUGUUACAGAAUCAGCCGGGGUCUUCCUCUGAGUCGCAGCGUUGACCAUCAAAUUCCGCUCCUGCCAGGUACAGAACCUGUCUCAGUUCGCCCUUACCGCUAUAACCACUUACAGAAGGACGAGAUGGAGAAGCUAGUAGCAGAAAUGGUGUCUUCCAGGGUGAUUCAUCCAAGUACCAGCCCCUACUCCAGCCCGGUCCUGCUCGUCCGGAAGAAAGGCGGUUCGUGGCGUUUCUGCGUCGAGUACAAGGAAUUGAACAAUCGGACAGUCCUUGAUAAAUACCGCAUUCCGGUCAUUCAGGAGCUUCUCGACGAAUUACAUGGCGCUAGAUGGUUCAGCAAGAUUGAUUUCAAGGCAGGAUACCACCAAAUUCGUGUGGCUUCCAGGGACAUUCACAAGACCGCGUUUCACACGCACUCAGGUCAUUAUGAGUUUUUGGUAAUGCCGUUCGGCCUCACCAACGCCCCGGCCACGUUUCAGGGUUUGAUGAAAGACAUCUUCCGGCCAGCCUUGCGAAAGUUCGUCCUGGUUUUCUUUGACGACAUCAUCAUUUAUAGCACCUCAUGGGAGGCACAUCUGCAGCAUCUACAACACGUUUUUCAGACCCUUCACGCCCAUUCCCUCGUGGUCAAUCCCAAGAAAUGUUUGCUGGGACACCAUAGUGUGGAGUAUCUUGGUCAUAUCGUGUCCUACGAGGGGGUGAAGAUGGACCCGGCGAAGAUCUCGACCAUUUUACGGUGGUCGACUCCCUCGAACUUGAAGAGUGUUAGGGGUUUCUUCGGCUUAACUGGAUACUACCGACAAUUCAUUCGUAAUUAUGGCAAGAUCGUAGCUCCCCUCACCGCCCUUCUAAAGAAGCCUCUAGCUCCAUCCGCCAAACGAGCGUGAACAUGGCAAAUCGACGCAGCAGCCGCGUUCGAAGCCCUUAAGGAGGCACCUCUUCUCCGUACGCCAGAUUUUUACCAAAGAAUUCGUCAUUGAAUGCAAUGCCUCGGGUUGAGGGCUAGGCGCGGUUCUAAUGCAGGAUGCCAACCGGUUGCCUACUUCAGCAAAACACUGUCUCCCUGAUGGCUCGCUAAGUCAGCCUACGAGAAAGAAUUAAUGGAUUUAGUUUUAGCAAUCCAUCAUUGGCGCCCUUACUUACUCGGCCACCGCUUUGUGGUCCACACGGAUCAACGGAGCCUGCGUCAACUUUUGGCCCACCCCUUGGCUACUCCGGCUCAGCAGAACUGGGCUGUGAAACUGUUAGGCUACGAUUUUACGAUCGUCUACAAGGAAGGCCGCCUCAAUAAAGCUGCCGACGCCCUCUCGCGUCGCGAUGAAACAACACUGGAGCUCUCGGCUGUGUCACGACCAACCUGGCUGGAAUGGUCCACCGUCCAGUCCACCAUUUCUGCCGACCCAGCUCUGGCUAAAAUCAAAACUCACUUGGAGGCAGGGCGUCCUUCAUCUCUCCACUAUGAGCUGAUUCAUGGGACUCUUUUCUACAAAGGUCGAAUCGUGGUGCCUCCACAAUCACCCUGGAUUCAGAAAUUGAUUGCCGAGUUUCACAUCACGCCAACCGGGGGCCACUCCGGUGCCUAUCGCACUUACCGCCGGCUCGCAUCGAACGUGUAUUGGCCUGGAAUGAUGCGGUAGGUCACUGCCUUUGUCGCGGCUUGCGCAAUCUGCCAGCAACACAAGUCCGAAACCAAGGCUCCGGCAGAUCUCUUGCAACCUUUGCCAAUACCGGAACGAGUUCGGGAGGAUAUUAGCAUGGAUUUCGUCUCCGGGUUACCUAAGGCAGGGGAGUUCGACUGCAUCUUCGUCGUCAUCGACCGUUUAUCCAAAUAUGCACACUUCAUUGGCUUGAGGCACCCAUUUUCGGCUCGACAAGUGGCUUAUACGUUCAAAAGUGAGAUUAUACGCCUCCAUGGCAUCCCUUGUUCCAUCGUGUCGGAUCAAGAUCCACUAUUUUUAAGCUCCUUCUGGAGAGAGCUCUUUCGCGCUAUGGGAACUAAGCUGAAAAUGAGCUCGGCGUACCACCCCGAAACAGAUGGCCAAACAGAGGUACUAAAUCGGUGCCUGCUGCAGACUUACCUUACCUCCGCUGUUUUUCGUCCAAUAGACCGAAGCAGUGGCACAAGUGGCUGUCUUGGGCUGAGUACUGCUAUAACAUGAGUUCCCAUUCGUCCGCUGGGAUGACGCCUUUCGAGGUAGUUUAAGGCCGACCGCCCCCGACCAUCCAUGAUUUCCUACCAGGUGAGAUCAGAGCCCAGGCAGUUGUUGACACGCUCAGGUCUCGCAACGACGCCCUGGAACUUCUGCGCCACCACCUUCAACGCGCUCAAAAUCGGAUGACGGUCGCCGCUAACAAGCGACGUCGCGAUAUUCACUUCAACAUCGGCGACAUGGUGUAUUUGAGGUUUUGCCCACACCGUCUGUCCACACUCUUUACGGUGCGAAAUAGGAAGCUUGCCCCUCGCUACUUCGGCCCAUUUCGGGUCAGUGCGCGCAUUGGCGGCUCUGCGAAUCGCUUAGAGCUUCCCGCCUCAGCUCGAAUUCACCCGGUUUUCCAGGUCUCCUUGUUGAAACGAGCCAUUGGGGAGGAGAGGGCUGAACCAACUUUGCUGGAGGGACUAAUCGAGCCCCCAAUCUUACCGGAGAGGGCUUAUUCAGUUGAUUGGGCCACUAUAAAGGAUGAUGGUGUCCUAUGUUUUGAAUUUAGUAGAGACUCCGAGAUGAUUGCAUCUGGAUCACAAGAUGGAAAAACAAAGCUGAUGGUUCUUGUAUCAUAUAUAACUGCAUGCACGGUGAAAGUAUGUAACCUUAUUAGUCACUGCUUUUUGUGGGAUUGCUCGCCUUCCUGUUUUAUGGGAUGUCAAGACUACAGAUUGUCUGCAGUUGUUUAAGCCACCUCCUCCGCUAGGGCUACUUGUGUUGUUACUAGUUUGAGCUUUAAAUUGAGCUUUAAAUUUUAUCGAAGCCAUGUCAUUGCAUACACGCAUCUGCACCUGAAAUUGACUUCUCUAAUCGGUUCAUGCAAGGAAAAUCAUGUCUAUUAGUGAAAUUAUUGUACAUGAAUAUUUUAAGACGUUUAGGGGCAUUUACUUUUGAGUGAUAUAUGAUAGAUUGAUAUAACAUCGGUUUUA